Oryzias latipes (Japanese medaka) is the source of this 2068-nucleotide messenger RNA. It is a transcript of the gene vtna, whose product is annotated as vitronectin a. The record is from RefSeq and is a predicted model, not a curated record. Gene Ontology annotation, molecular function: polysaccharide binding; extracellular matrix binding; integrin binding. Gene Ontology annotation, biological process: cell-matrix adhesion; immune response; cell adhesion mediated by integrin. Lineage: Eukaryota; Metazoa; Chordata; Actinopteri; Beloniformes; Adrianichthyidae.
AGCGCAUGGUCCAUCAUUACUUUCAGUCUGUGUGCUGACAACAGAGGCGACAUGAAGCUGUGGGACGUCCUGCUGCCUGCUCUGCUCAUCGGAGCUUUUGCAGAAGACGAGUCUUGUUUGGACCGCUGUGAAAACGGCUUUGACUCUCAAAGGAAGUGCCAGUGUGACUCCAUGUGCACGUAUUACAAAAGCUGCUGCUUUGACUUUGAGGCCAUCUGUGGUAUGAUGACUCGUGGCGACACGUUUGACUUUGCAGAGGAUGAAGACUACGUGUUUGAAAGCACCACUCCAGCCGCCGAAAGACCAUCAGAAAAGCAGCCUUUCACAGUUCCGAGUCGUGAGCGAAAGCCCAGCCGAUGGCCUCACUCAGACUCCAACCACAGUCCUCAUCAACGUCCAGAGGCCACUCUUCACAUGACCAGAUCCUCACGACUGAUAAAUGAAAAAGUUACACGUUCUCCCAACACAGACAACGUGGCCAUCACAACCAAAGCUCCCGGGACUAACGCAACUACUGAGACCAGCACUGUUCCUUCCAAAACAGCCACCACGCAAGCCCCUGACCCAGACGCAGAGGUCUGCAGCGGCAGGCCCUUUGACUCCUUUAUGCAACUUAAAAAUGGCUCCAUCUAUGCCUUCAGAGGGGAGUAUUUUUUUGAGCUGAACCAAAGGUCAGUGCUUCCUGGUUAUCCAAAGUUAAUAAAAGAUGUGUGGGGCAUCAGCGGGCCCAUUGAUGCAGCCUUUACCCGCAUCAACUGUCAGGGGAAGACCUACAUCUUCAAGGGAAACAAGUACUGGAGGUUUGACAACGGUGUGCUGGAUGAUGAUUAUCCUCGAGAUAUUAGUGUUGGCUUUGACAAAAUUCCAGAUCACGUGGACGCAGCUUUUGCCCUGCCUGCUCCUCAUCACCACGGGAAAGAGAAGGUCUACUUUUUCAAGGGGGACCAGUAUUACAUGUAUGAGUUCUUGCACCAGCCAUCUCACGAGGAGUGUGCCAUCAUCUCUGAGCACUCUCCAUCCACCCUGUUCAGACGUUACACAGACAUGUACUACAACAACUUUGAGCGGUACUUCAGUGAGCUCUUCUCAGACUUGCCCCAACACCAUGAUAAGCACCACUUCAUUAACAAAGACUGGAAAGGCCUCAAGUCUCCAGUAGAUGCUGCCAUGGCCGGAAGAAUCUAUGUGACCCCCCGGGGGUUGAUACCACGACGCUACAAUUACCAGCCAGACCAGCAGUGGGGUCGACAGCAGGGGCAGCAGUGGGGCCGGCAGUACCAGCAGAAUGGGUGGCAAUGGGGGCGGAGGAGGUCAAACCGUUCACCAAAUUGGGGGUCCAUGUCUGAGAGGGGUAUAAACAUGGGUCAGGGGUUUGCUGAGAGGGGGAUGGAGCUGGGUUUGAGACUGGCAGAGAGAAGAAUGGAAAUGGAAGAGAGGUUUGGACGAGACUGGGACAGACGUUGGGAUCAGGACUGGGACCAGGACAGGCGCAGGGAUGUCUAUAACCAGAACAACAGAGGCAACUACGACUCCAGAGACGACAGAUUCUUCCGAACAGACAUGCCCAUCCAGAACGUCUACUUCUUUAAAGGAGAUAAAUACUUCCGAGUCGACCUCAGCACUAAAAGAGUUGAUCCUGCCAUGCCGCCGUACCCCAGAUCCAUUGCCAAAUACUGGCUGGGCUGUUCAGACACCCCUGAACUGGAGAGGAAGUAGUCGAGUUUUUUUAUUUGUCUGUCAUUUUUUUCAACAAUGUAGUGCUCUACAAAGAAGGCCAAACAUGUUUCUACUAACACAAAAGCAGCUCCUCAUCAGCGUCUGCAAACAACAGAAAUCAAAGUUCAGGCAGCUGGUUUUCUGAGCAGUUAUCUCCUGCUUUUUAACCUCAGUUGGGCAACUUCAUUAAACACAGCAGCAGUGGGGGGGGGGGGGGGGGGGGGACACUUCUGGCACUAAAAACCUUAUCUGUUUUGAGUUCUGAAUGCUGAUUCUCUCAAACUUCUUGUGUAGCCAUUUUUUGUUAUAUAUAUUAACAUAGUGAAUAAAAAAACAAUUGAUGACUAAACAA